GGGUUUUUCCCACCACCGUACCGCUUUUUGUGAGAAUAAAGACUCUGAGCCGCCUGAAGAACGUAGAGCAAAACCCAGGUUGAAGUUACUCCAAAGUUACUCCGGUUCUCCGGUCCGCUUGUGAUCGAUGACAGAAUCUUGAUGAUGUCAUCGUUUCUCGUUUCCUCACCUCUUACCGUCACUGUCUGACACGACGUCGACCGCCGUCGUCGUUGACAAUGACGAAGCCGACCCUUGUUCAGACCCUUCUUGGCCGACCUUCGCAAACAUACUCAUUUCCCCAGGACAAGCACUACUACUCGAGCAAAGCUCAGCUGCUUCGUCUUGCCGAAGGCGGUGGAGGCCAAGACAGGUACAGCAGGGAACCUCAUGAUGAAGAGAAGCGGAAAAGGAAACGCAGUGCUGGCCACUCGCAAUCAAUGAAUGUGACGAGAACAGAAGUUACACAUAAAUCUAAUAAUGAUAACAUCACGAAUCUUGACGCAUCACCUUUAUCGAGUGUUACCCCGCAGCAGCAGCCAUCAGUCGUCGUGCUCAACGAUACGACCAGCGACGAAGACGACGACGACGAGCACGACAUCUUCUACACUCCCAACUCUUCACCUAGUGCUUCUAUGGCUUCAUCAGUUGUUGCUAUCCUGCCGCUUCCUGCAAACGCCAAGGCUAGCCGACCGGCGAAAACCGAAAUUGCGAUUGCUGUUCCGUCAACGAGAACGCCAGCAUCGCGAUCAACGACAUCCCUGUCGUCUACUGUGGCGACGUCACUUGACGGACACUCCCUUUUUUCUGCCGAAUCAAAUCCGAUGUCUGAAUCCACACGUCUUACGACACCAUUCACCUCUGAUUCCGGACACGAGCCUCCGCGCAGGAUGGUGCGCUCUAAAAGCCCCCAUACGAAACGCUCUUAUACUUACACGGAUGAAGACUGGGCAAAGGACGUGCGUUGGUUGGUCAUGCCCGAAGGGAAAUCAACCAGGUCAACCAAGACUCCAUUACCUCGAACGAAGCCCAAUAAUGUCAACAUGUCUCGCUCACAGCGCUCCACUCCUUCAUCACCACCUCGCAAUCAUUCCAUUUCCCACGCAGCAAAAGUUACGCCCAGUAUCAUGAUGAGCAUGACCGCCCUUUUAGAGGAGGAUGAGGAUCGAGACGGCCGGUUAUCUAGACUGGUUCAGAUGCACGAAAACCCCCGGAGCAGUGUCCUUAUUUCCCAUCCGAGGAACAGGACGCGCAGGCCCUUCUAG
Molecule: messenger RNA, 1244 nt
Organism: Desarmillaria tabescens
Lineage: Eukaryota; Fungi; Basidiomycota; Agaricomycetes; Agaricales; Physalacriaceae
Exons: 2
Coding region: 219-1244 (341 amino acids)
Source: RefSeq, a predicted model, not a curated record